UUUCCCACUGCCCCCCAAAUCCCUAUCUCCCACUCCUCCCCACCUCACUCUCCCCCCCGGUCUCCGCCCCCCGCCGCCGCCCUCCUCCGGUCAUGGACAACCCCAACCACCCGCCGCCUUCCGCGGCCUCCUCCACCGCCGCCCUCCGAGCCCUCAACAAGUCCUCCUACAAGAUCUCCAAGCAGUCCUCCAUCUCCUCCUCCGCUUCCUCCUCCAUGAAAGCGCCUCCCCCCCCUCCGCCGUCGCUGCCCUCCCGCAUGUCCCCUCCGCUCCUCGCCCCGCCGCAUCCCCCCUCGUCCGCCCCCGCCCCCGCCGACCACCCUCCGCCCCAGCCCCCCGUAUACAACAUCGACAAGUCCGACUUCCGCGACGUCGUCCAGAAGCUCACCGGCUCCCCCUCCCACCUCCUGCCGCCCCAGGCCCCGGCGGCCCCUCCGCCGGCGCGGCCCGACAUGGCCCCUCCGCCCCCGCGCCCCAUCAUGGCCCCUCCGCCUCCGCCUCCGCUGUCGGCCAUCCCGUCCCGGCUCCACCGCAUCCGGCCGCCGCCGCUGGCCCCGCCCCGCCCGGCGACCAUCCUGCCGUCGCCGGCCCAGCCGACUCUCUCCCCUCUCCCGGCGCUCCCUUCCGUCUGCAUGUCGGCGGAGUCCCCCAUCUCGGCCUACAUGCGCCGGCUCCGCGGGAUGCCGUCGCCGAUCCUCGUGCCCACAUCGCCGCUCGGGUUCGGCUGCCUCCACUCGCCGCGGGCGCCGACGUCUCCCGGCGUGGCCAUGCCGGCCACCAGCCCCCGCGUCCGCGACCCGUGACCAAGAAACAACAUCUGCCGCCGCCGCUGCUGCUUCCGAUGUGUAGAUAUGGCCGGCCUAGGAGAGAGAUCUGGGGAAGCGGCGGCGGCGGCGGCGAGGGAAGGGGACGGAGCAGCAAUACAAUUACAAUGUGUUAGCUUCGCCUUGAAAUCCAUUCUCAAAAUCUUUUUUUGUAGCGUGUUCUACCUUACCUACCUUAAUAUGUUCUUGGUGUAUAUGGAGCAUGCUGUGUUUGACAAAGGAUGACUUGUUCAUGUCUGGCCAAAUUCUUUUGUAACAAGCUUAUGCAAUAUGCAAUAUGUAGUGGCAAACCCAAGCCUUUAUAUGCAAAAUUUGUUUAGGACAUGUUAUGGAUGAUGUUAUGAUAUGAUAUGAUAUUCAAAGUUAUCAGCCA
Messenger RNA from Triticum aestivum (bread wheat), 1197 nucleotides. RefSeq names its product pollen-specific leucine-rich repeat extensin-like protein 1. The transcript has a single exon. NCBI's taxonomy places the organism in Eukaryota, Viridiplantae, Streptophyta, Magnoliopsida, Poales, Poaceae. The coding region runs from base 93 to 803 and encodes 236 amino acids. The record is from RefSeq and is a predicted model, not a curated record.